Molecule: messenger RNA, 2273 nt
Organism: Acomys russatus (golden spiny mouse)
Lineage: Eukaryota; Metazoa; Chordata; Mammalia; Rodentia; Muridae
Gene: Vps52
Product: VPS52 subunit of GARP complex
Exons: 20
Coding region: 84-2252 (722 amino acids)
Biological process (GO): retrograde transport, endosome to Golgi; endocytic recycling; Golgi to vacuole transport
Cellular component (GO): GARP complex
Molecular function (GO): syntaxin binding
Source: RefSeq, a predicted model, not a curated record
ACAAGAUAUUCUAGGACUUUUGGCUUUGCUUCGGGAAACGGACUCUCUGAGACUGACAGCUGCCGGAAGUGAGGCGCGGGGGAAUGGCAGCCGCUGCGACCAUGGCGGCUGCUGCCCGGGAGCUGGUGUUGCGGGCUGGGGCUUCAGAUAUGGAGGAGGAAGAGGGUCCGCUGGGGGCUGGCUCUGGACUCCAGGAGCCCCUGCAACUUGGGGAGUUGGAUAUCACCUCUGAUGAAUUCAUCCUGGAUGAAGUGGAUAUUCACAUCCAGGCGAAUCUGGAGGACGAGCUGGUGAAGGAAGCUCUCAAAACGGGUGUGGAUCUUCGACACUACUCCAAGCAGGUGGAGCUGGAGCUGCAGCAGAUUGAGCAGAAGUCGAUCCGCGACUACAUUCAAGAGAGUGAAAACAUAGCAUCUCUGCACAAUCAGAUCACAGCCUGCGAUGCUGUCCUGGAGCGCAUGGAGCAGAUGCUUGGAGCUUUUCAGAGCGACCUCAGCUCCAUCAGCUCUGAGAUCCGGACCCUGCAGGAGCAGUCGGGAGCCAUGAACAUCCGGCUUCGCAACCGACAAGCCGUUCGGGGGAAACUUGGGGAACUUGUAGAUGGGCUGGUGGUGCCCUCUGCCCUGGUCACAGCAAUUCUGGAAGCUCCAGUGACAGAGCCCAGGUUCCUGGAGCAGCUGCAGGAGCUGGAUGCCAAGGCAGCCGCCGUCAGAGAGCAGGAGGCGAGAGGCACGGCUGCAUGCGCUGACGUCAGGGGUGUGCUCGACCGCCUCCGGGUCAAGGCAGUGACGAAGAUCCGCGAGUUCAUCCUCCAGAAGAUCUACUCGUUCCGGAAGCCGAUGACCAACUAUCAGAUCCCGCAGACGGCGCUGCUGAAGUACAGAUUUUUCUAUCAGUUCCUGCUGGGCAACGAGCGAGCUACAGCCAAGGAGAUCAGGGAUGAGUACGUAGAGACGCUGAGCAAGAUCUACCUGUCCUACUUCCGUUCCUACGUGGGGCGGCUCAUGAAGGUGCAGUACGAGGAAGUUGCUGAGAAAGAUGAUCUAAUGGGUGUGGAAGACACAGCAAAGAAAGGAUUCUUCUCGAAGCCGUCCCUCCGAAGCAGGAACACCGUCUUCACCCUGGGCGCCCGUGGUGCUGUCAUCUCCCCCUCUGAACUUGAAGCCCCCAUCCUGGUGCCCCACACCGCCCAGCGUGGAGAGCAGAGGUACCCGUUUGAAGCUCUCUUCCGCAGCCAGCACUAUGCCCUCCUCGACAAUUCCUGCCGAGAAUAUCUUUUCAUCUGUGAAUUUUUUGUCGUGUCUGGCCCAGCUGCACAUGACCUGUUCCAUGCUGUCAUGGGCCGCACACUCACCAUGAUGCUGAAACACCUGGAGUCCUACCUGGCCGACUGCUACGACGCCAUUGCUGUCUUUCUGUGUAUCCACAUCGUUCUCCGCUUCCGCAACGUCACAGCAAAGAGGGAUGUCCCUGCUCUGGACAGGUACUGGGAGCAGGUGCUUGCCUUGCUGUGGCCUCGCUUUGAGCUGAUCCUGGAGAUGAACGUCCAGAGUGUCCGCAGCACUGACCCCCAGCGCCUCGGGGGACUGGACACUCGGCCCCACUAUAUCACACGCCGCUAUGCCGAGUUCUCCUCUGCGCUCGUCAGCAUCAACCAGACCAUCCCCAAUGAGCGCACGCUGCAGCUGCUGGGCCAGCUCCAGGUGGAGGUGGAGAACUUUGUGCUGCGCGUGGCUGCGGAGUUCUCCAGGAAGGAGCAGCUGGUGUUUCUGAUCAACAACUAUGACAUGAUGCUGGGUGUGCUGAUGGAGCGGGCUGCUGACGACAGCAAAGAGGUGGAGAGUUUCCAGCAGCUGCUCAGUGCUCGGACACAGGAAUUCAUUGAAGAGUUGCUGUCUCCCCCCUUCGGGGGUCUGGUGGCAUUUGUGAAGGAGGCUGAGGUUUUGAUUGAGCGUGGACAGGCUGAGCGACUUCGGGGGGAAGAAGCCCGAGUCACCCAGCUGAUCCGAGGCUUUGGCAGUUCCUGGAAGGCAUCAGUGGAGUCCCUGAGUCAGGAUGUCAUGCGUAGCUUCACCAACUUCCGGAACGGAACCAGCAUCAUCCAGGGGGCGCUGACCCAGCUCAUCCAGCUCUACCAUCGCUUCCACCGCGUGCUGUCGCAGCCGCAGCUCCGGGCGCUCCCCGCCAGGGCGGAGCUCAUCAACAUCCAUCACCUCAUGGUGGAGCUCAAGAAACACAAGCCUAACUUCUGAUUGGUCCGCCGGGACGUCACC